Molecule: messenger RNA, 1005 nt
Organism: Biomphalaria glabrata
Lineage: Eukaryota; Metazoa; Mollusca; Gastropoda; Planorbidae
Product: octopamine receptor beta-3R-like
Exons: 1
Coding region: 7-939 (310 amino acids)
Biological process (GO): adenylate cyclase-activating adrenergic receptor signaling pathway
Cellular component (GO): membrane
Molecular function (GO): G protein-coupled receptor activity
Source: RefSeq, a predicted model, not a curated record
GUGAUCAUGCCUCUGAAAAUCACAGAAAUGGCCCACAACGGUGAAUGGAUUUUCCCAAAGUCCAUGUGCAAAUUUCGGUCCUUGACCAGCAUCUAUCUCUGCACAGUGUCUGUCUACCAUGUCAUGGGAAUGGCUAUAGAUCGCUACCUCGCCAUCUGCAGACCAAUGUCCUAUCGCCUCCUUACUAUCAAAACAGGUUGUCUCAUGGCCGGUCUUUUCUGGACAAUCCCCAUGGUUCUUUAUUUAAUCCCAAUCAUAGCUAAAUGGAUUAUAAUCGUACGAUCUGAUACAGGAUGUGGGCAUCUGAGAAAUAACUUCUGCAAGGCAAAGAUGCAUGAUACGUACUCCGUAGCUAGCGCAGUGUUAUCAUUUUAUAUUCCGUUCCUAAUGAUUUUCAGCCUGUAUUCGAAAGUUUUGCUCGAAGUUCGAAAAUUCCACAAAGGACAUCAUGGGACCUUGUCUAAAAGUCGAUCUCAGAAAAAUGUCAGCCUCAAGUCAAAUUCAUCUGAAAAUGAUUCUUUUAACGACAACGGUCAAAAAGAGAAUAAUCCGGGAAGUCUGCGCAAGUGCUCCGGUUCAUCUAACAUUUCAAAGAAAUUGUCGAACAUUGGAAAAAGCAGCAGUAGGGAAUAUCGCAAACCCUCCAGUGAUCUGAGACUUAAUUACGUUGGUACUUCCUCGUUUAGAAAAUCUGGCAUAAGGAAAAAGAGCACGAAGGCGCUGUUAACCAUUGGCCUGAUUGUCAUCACUUUCACUGUGACAUGGCUGCCUUUUUCUGUGUUCAAAGUUGUUUUUGGCGUCAGCGGCCAUACCCCUUUUCCUGCCUGGAUUUACAACUUAACCAUUUGGAUGGGGUACUUUAACUCCACACUGAACCCGAUUUUAUUCUGCUUGCACCAGGGCAUAAGGUCAUCAGUGAAAAAAUUAUUAUUUCCUUGAUUGUUGAAUUUGAAAAACAUAUGACGUCAAGCAGACGAUAUUGGUAUUUAAUUCAAAUCAGACCUA